AUGCUUGCCCUUUUAACUUAUUUAGAUAAUCUUUGCCAUGCUAAUAGUGAAUAUCCAGAGUUUUGUGUUGAAGUAAGUGCAGUAAAAUAAAAAAUUAUUGAAAUGAUGCUAUCUGAAUGUAUUUAAUUUCUCUCAAUUAGAAUGUUUGAUUUGUUCAGGUUUUGGUCAUGAAGCUGGAAAAAAAUGUCCUACAUUAAAGAUUAUAUUAAAUAUCUUUUCAAGACUGGCUCCAAUAGGAACAGAUAAGAUUUUUGCAGAUAUAAUAAGAAAAAAAAUCUCAGAACACAAAAGAUUACAAAAAAUAGCACUAGAAAUUUAGCUUUAACAUAAAAGAAACUUAGAGGGAAUUUAAAUGCAGAAGAUUUUCAAAGAUUAACGCAUAAAGAAGUAAAAUGCUUAGUAUGAAAAUUUUACCAAUCAGAUGAAUAUUAAUUAAAAAAGAAAACUUAACCAAUCCUAUAAUAUUGAGCUUGAAUAAAGCUUCAAGAAGGUAAAAACACUCUAAUCAAACUGA
Molecule: messenger RNA, 514 nt
Organism: Paramecium sonneborni
Lineage: Eukaryota; Ciliophora; Oligohymenophorea; Peniculida; Parameciidae
Source: the annotation of a GenBank genome assembly